Sapajus apella (tufted capuchin) is the source of this 905-nucleotide messenger RNA. RefSeq lists its product as uncharacterized. The record is from RefSeq and is a predicted model, not a curated record. The coding region runs from base 1 to 435 and encodes 144 amino acids. The transcript is spliced from 3 exons. Lineage: Eukaryota; Metazoa; Chordata; Mammalia; Primates; Cebidae. Gene Ontology annotation, cellular component: acrosomal vesicle. Gene Ontology annotation, biological process: binding of sperm to zona pellucida.
AUGGGCCAGGUGGUAUCUGCCCAGCACCGCGUGGCCGCUGCCCCCACUGGGCCGCGAGAACAGGGAGCACAGGGGGCCCACGGUGCCUGGAAGCCUCCAGGGAGCCUCGCCUCCUGUGGCUUCCCCCAGGGCAGCGAUAAGCAUGGAGAACUAGAACAUUCUGCUUUUCUAUGUCUCCUUUCAGACGUAGGUGAGGAUAGAAUCUGGUGUCACGUUUGUGAGAGAGAAAACACUUUCGAAUGUGAGAACCCAAGGAUGUGCAAAGUGGAAGAGACAUACUGCGUGCUAGCGGCCGUGACGACCCCUAGACCCACAUUCCCAGUGCACGUGGACAGGCCACACCAUGCAGAAGCCAGCCCCUCCCCAAAGCAGCAUUCAACACCCAGGCCUGGCCCUCAUGCUCCUGACCCCUCCUUGACACCCCUGCACCUCUAAGCAGGGCCGCCAGGGGAAAGGGCUUGACCAAGACAGAAAGGCCUCGGUGUCAGCCAUUGGAAUUGUGUAAUUUCCUUCUCUCUGUCUUUAUUUCCUAUUAGAAAUAUUUCCACGUUUUUUCCUGAUUUCAAAGCAGUGCUCUGCUUAUUGUGCAGCGAUUGAGCGACCCAAGCCAGCGCAGAAGCCGUUUCUCCUGGAAGAGCCCAUGCCCUUCUUUUACCUCAAGUGUUGUAAAGUUCGCUAUUGCAAUUUAAACGGGCCGUCUGUGAACUUAUCAGUGUUCAAAGACUAUGUUGAGAGCUCCAGUAAGAGGAGCUGUGGCAGGCUGGGGCUGACCGCCCUCCUGCUGCUGGCCUCCACUGCAGCUGGCCUCAGCCUGCCUUGACACAGGACUGCAUGAACUGAGCCUUCUGGAGCAUGGACUCACUCCACACCGUUGUAACCUGUUGCAUUAAACUUGUUUUGUUGAU